AUGUUAGUUAGACUGCUUCAGUUUAUAUUAAUAAUUGGAGCUUUUAAAGGCACGUGGGAGAGGAAUCAUGGGAUUGAAACUAGAGCUGAUAUUGAUAAUAUUUUGAAAGCAAUUAAGUCUUCUGAAGAUUCUAAUGAAGACAAUCAUGAACAUAAAGACAAAGAUACAUACAUAAAUCGUAACGGUAAUAACAAUGCAGAAAUUAUCGACUUAAAUACUCUAAAUUCAAUUGUAAAACGUAUACUGAAUAGUGAUAAAAGAGAACAGUUUAACGAAGACGACUUUAACAGGUAUCUUCGAAACCGAAACGAAGCAUUGUGUCGGAAGAUAGGGCGAUGUGGAUGUCGACCCGGUAUCACCAGGUGUGGCGACACAGCUGUAAGUAAUCAGAAAACAGUUAAAGACAUGGAAUAUUUACUUAAUGGCCUGCAAGAAAAAGUAGACAGAGGCUUAGUUUCAGAAGAAGGCAAAGAAGACGAUUUACACUACAAAACUAAACAUAAUGUAGAUAAAUAUAACCCAAAAAAUUAUAUAGAUUUGAAUAAUGUCUUUUCGGAUAGGGAUGAUUUGUUUGGACAAAAAGACUUAUUCAAAUUAGGUAAACAAAAAACAUAUAAUUUGAAUUCAGUUUCUGACCAUACUCCAAAUUAUAAAACAUACAGAUAUGAUGAGAAUGGGCCUUUCAUUCUGCAGCUUGACGAUAUUUCUAAUGAGCCUGAAUUGAUUAAUAACGACGAACGAGAAUUCUCACGCAGCGAAAAUAUCAAUCCUGAUGUUUUUUUCAAACUCUUCAAUCACAUGAGAGAAAAUAUGAUCAACAUUUUAUUCGAAUAUGCUAUUUAUUUCGUGUCGAAGUUUGCGUCUUUAGAAAUGUGUUUAGAUAAGCACUUUACUGAUCUAGUGCGUGAGUCGAGUUCGACUUUGAACGGUGCCGAUCCCGGCCGCCCAGCUGAUGAACAGCGAUCUGUGCCGGAGACGGACCGUAAACAUACCGUUUAG
This is a messenger RNA of Parnassius apollo (apollo), 999 nucleotides long. The record is from the annotation of a GenBank genome assembly. NCBI's taxonomy places the organism in Eukaryota, Metazoa, Arthropoda, Insecta, Lepidoptera, Papilionidae.